Messenger RNA from Cyclopterus lumpus (lumpfish), 3274 nucleotides. It is a transcript of the gene fbxl3l, whose product is annotated as F-box and leucine-rich repeat protein 3, like. Lineage: Eukaryota; Metazoa; Chordata; Actinopteri; Perciformes; Cyclopteridae. Gene Ontology annotation, molecular function: protein binding. Bases 920 to 2218 code for a protein of 432 amino acids. Gene Ontology annotation, cellular component: cytosol; nucleus; SCF ubiquitin ligase complex. Gene Ontology annotation, biological process: SCF-dependent proteasomal ubiquitin-dependent protein catabolic process; G2/M transition of mitotic cell cycle; entrainment of circadian clock by photoperiod. The record is from RefSeq and is a predicted model, not a curated record. The transcript is spliced from 6 exons.
ACACACACACGCGCACACAAACAUGCAUAAUGGAAAACACAAAAACAACAUCAGGGCUCCGAUAUCAGUAAAAGACCAGAUGAUCAUACUAUAAUGACAAAGUAGUUGAGACAGUGAGAGCAAUUGUUUUAUGGUAACCUGCUGUCAAAACGAAAGCUAUGAUGUUAAGAGUAACAGGGGUUAUAAUGUGCUCUGCUCAUGCAAAACAAAGAUCAUAAAUGCUUAAAAGGCUUUAACUUGCCGCAUGAAAGGGAACACAUGAAGAAGCAAAAGUGAUCCUGCGGGUCAAAGCACAAUUAAUACACAGACAUAAUAAGAUACUUUUACUUAUUUACUUUGACUUCAUACUACAGCAGCCCUUACACAGUAUAGGCAUUGUUGCAUGCAGUAUUUGGGACAUAUUACUCCGUCAUACUGCAACUUGAAACUUUGACCUUCUUUGUCAUAUAUUAAAAAAACAGAGGAUUGUGGUUCAGAAUACACACAAACACGAGUCAAAGCAAAGGUAAAGCCGCUGUAAUAAGAAAACACACGGGCGUUUAAUCUCCCUGUUGAUGUACAAAGUGCCUCUAUUUCUCUGCAUGCAUGUUGGUGGUGAGAGAUACAGCCGGGCAGAUCCGUGUCUUCCCCCGCUCACGUGUGUGUACCUGCUGCUCCGCGGCGCCUGUCAAGCUGUCGCUAAAGCCGAGAGGAGAGCUUAUUGUGGGAGCUGCUCCUGCUGCACCAUAUCGGGAACAGACCGCGUUUCUCCACCGAUCUCCAGCCAUGGCUCCAAGUAAACGCUGUCUCCUCCGAGGGCAGAGCACCACACCGGGAGGAAAGGGUUGUCUGUAAGCCGCACAUAUUGCCUCUACAAGACUGGAAAAAAGGCUUCAGCAUCACUUUGAAUUUGUCCACGUGUUUUGACAAGUCUUUGAGAAUGAAACGAGGAAAGACAGGUCUCAAAUCAAAGUGCCAGCGCUUCCCCUCUCAUGUGGGGAGGGCUCAAAGACCGAAGCGAGGGACGUCCAGCUUUGCCCUGACUUCAGCAGAGGACUGGGGUAACCUGCCCCACCACGUCGUCCUGCAGAUCUUCCAGCAUCUGUCUCUCGUUGACCGGGCCAGGGCCUCGUCGAUGUGUCGCUGCUGGAAUGGCGUCUUUCACUCCCCUGAUCUGUGGAGGAGGUUUGAGUUUGAGCUCAAUCGGUCAGCCACGUCUUACCUGCGCUCCACUCAUCCUGACCUCAUUCAGCAGAUCAUUAAGAGGCAUGCCCAGCACCUGCAGUACGUCAGCUUAAAGGUGGACAGCUGCACUGAAUCUGCAGAGGCGGCCUGUGACAUUCUCUCCCAGCUGGUGAACUGUACCAUUAAGACCCUGGGGUUAAUUUCCACAGCACGGCCCAGCUUCAUGGAUAUGUCUCAGGCCCACUUUGUGUCUGCACUGACAGUUGUGUUUGUCAACUCCAAGUCCCUGUCCUCUAUCAAGAUUGAUGACACGCCAGUGGACGACCCGUCCCUGCAGGUGCUGGUUGCCAACAACAGCAACACCCUAAAGUUUCUGAAGAUGAGCAGUUGUCCUCAUGUCUCCCCAGCAGGUAUCCUGUUUGUAGCAGACCAGUGCCAUGGACUCAGGGAGCUGGCGUUGAACUACCAUCUCCUGAGUGACGAGCUCCUGCUGGCCCUCUCCUCUGAAAAACACGUCCACUUGGAUCACCUGCGCAUUGACGUGGUGAGCGAAAACCCUGGGCAGACACACUUUCACACCAUCAAAAGAAGCAGCUGGGAGGCCUUGGUCCAACACUCAGCCAAGGUCAACAUUGUCAUGUACUUCUUCCUUUAUGAGGAAGAGUUUGAGCCCUUCUUCCACGAGGAGACUCCCGUCACCCACCUGUACUUUGGCCGGGCAGCUAGCAAAGAGAUGCUGGGACGCAUCGGACUGAACUGUCCUCGGCUGGUGGAGCUCGUGGUGUGCGCCAACAGCCUUGAGCCCCUGGACGAGGAGCUGAUCCUAAUCGCCGAACGCUGCAAAAGCCUGACUGCCAUCGGGCUCGGCGAGUGUGAAGUGACCUGCAGUGGCUUUGUGGAGUUUGUAAAGAUGUGCGGGGGCAGGUUGACUCAGCUGUCAAUCAUGGAGGAGGUGUUGAUCCCAGACAGCAGCUACAACAUGGAGCAGAUCCACAGUGAGGUGUCCAAGCAUCUGGGCCGCAAGUGGUCCCCUGAUAUGAUGCCCACCUGGUAGGCUGACAUGAAGCCAGAGCGGAGGGCUGCAGUGGGAUAGGCUCUUGUUGGUCAUCAGUGUUCAUGGGUCCUUUCCAAAGCUGUCACUUGUAUUUCUACCUGCAGGAGACUUGAUGUAAGACUUAAAAACUGUCUGUCUUGUGAGCUUUGUCUCUAUGCAUAGACAUUGUGAUGAAACAUCUUGCAUGUAGUAGGUUCUUUUGGUCUGUGAAGGAUGGUCAGAAUGUACAGUCACUCACUGCAACCGUUUAACCAUUGAGCCCAAAGGAUGUGGAUCUGUCAUCUGUUGGCUAGUAUUAAAAGCGUCACACUAAACAGCAUUUCCCUGAGGACUAACCAUAGUGAUACCAAUGCAGCACAGAGAGAACAGGAGUUCCCAGUUGAGGCAGAGCAAGAGUCGCAGCUUCAUGUAAAACUCAAUUGGUCUUUUGUAUUCUUGUCUAUUUAUGUUUGUCGGUGGAGCUUAAUAAUUGAUCCUAAACCACAGUUAGUUAACAUAUCUGAAAUAACUUAGCUUUAGACAUCUAAACCAUUCAUACUACUAUCCUCUUUCUUCACAGCUGAAAUUGAUUUGAUUUUCCUUUUUUUGUUCCUUGAGUGUCAUUUAAAGGUCAUAUACUAUAAGCUUACAAAAAUAUAAUAAAUCCCAAAAGGACCGCAUAAUACAAUGAACAUCACCUAUAGUUAUUAAUAGUAAAAACUGUUUGGGGAUAGGGGGAUUGUUGUUCUGGUGUCACAGGUUUUCAUGACAAAAUAAUCUUUUUUUUUUCAGAUACAUUUAAAAAAGAUUCUAGAUGGACAUCUUUGUUCAUUUAGCACAGAUGAACGUUUUCACACUGGAUGUCUUUAAUGUGUUCAAAAUAGAGGCCUUCAUUUCGUUUCAUUUAUUUUAUUUUUGUGCAAUCUUAUUUUGUGUAAAACACAAUAGGGACACAGUAUUCAGUGCCACACUGUAACCCAAUGCGUUUAAAAAAGCCUUGCAUUUAAUAAUUUGUUACAUUUGUUUAUGUAUGUGCAGCAGUGACAAAGUUGCUCAGAUUUGGAAGAAUUCUGCUUU